Molecule: messenger RNA, 282 nt
Organism: Penicillium waksmanii
Lineage: Eukaryota; Fungi; Ascomycota; Eurotiomycetes; Eurotiales; Aspergillaceae
Exons: 1
Coding region: 1-282 (93 amino acids)
Source: RefSeq, a predicted model, not a curated record
AUGGAGUCGGUCUGCGCUGCUGGGGCUGCUGCGGCUGCUGGGGCUGGGCUGUGUUGGGAGAUUAUCGCCGAUCGAAGGAAUGGAAGAAACCCCCUGAGCCAUCCGGAUGGUAAGGCUGAAAAGGGUGACCGGGAUAGAGGAGACGGGACGGAUUUCGGAGAGUCGAUAGCUCGACACCGCGCCAUGGGAGCUGACUUUCCUAAGGUUGGCCUUGACCUUCGUGCGGAUACGAAUACGCGGAGUCCGGGAAAAGUCGAGCGACCGUGGCCGACUUGGCAUUGA